AUGGCUGGUCUAUUCCACUUCUGCUGCGCCACAACAGCAGAAGCACCCAGAGCUGUGGCAGCAGCAGCAGCAACGGCAGCAUCAGCAGUAACAGCAGCAGCAACAACAGCAUUGGCCUCAAACUUAGCAGCAGCAGCACAAGCUCAGGAAGCACAUAAACAGCUGGCAUCGAGAGAAACAGAAAGACCACUAGCAGCAGCAGCAGCACGAGCAGCAGCACAAGCAGCCGCAGCCACACCAGCAGCAGCAGCAGCAGCAGCCGCAGCAGCAGUGGUGCAGGCCCGUGGGUCUUACGUCCGCGACACUUUUCGAUUUGUUCGAUUUGCUGCUCUUCUGUUUUUGUUUUUUGCUGCUUGUCUUUUGCCAGUUUUAUCUCCUAGGCAGGCUGGGGGGACUGAGCUGGCAGCAGCAGCAGCAGCAGCAGCAGCAGCAGCAGCGGCAGCGUCAGCAGCAGCAGCGCCUGCUGCCUCCUUCAUUCUUUUUGCUGCUGCUGCUGAUGCAGAAGAGCUGCUAGAGGCCCACAGCGACUUGCUGUCUCUGGCUUUAGAAAGCAGCAGCAGCAGCAGCAGCAGCGCAGCAGCAGCAGCAGCAGCAGCAGGCGAGUUCAACCAGGUUGGCGCUGCUGCUGCUGCGCUGCUGGCAGCAGAUGAAGAAGCGGAUCCUUAUGAGGGGCCCUUCGAAGAGACAGAAAGAGAAAAAGAGCUGCUGCUGCCUCCGGAGGAUGCAAGUGCUGCUUUGCUGCAACAGUGGCUGCAGCAGGAAGAAGAACUAGCGCCUCCUGUUGCUGCUCCUGCUGUUGCUGCUGCUGCUGCUGCUGCUGCUGCCGCUCCUGCUCCUGCUGCUGCUGCUGCUGCUGAAGAAGAAGAAGAGGAGCUGCUGGAGGAGACAGUUCACGAGCUGCCGGCCCCCGUAGGUGUAUAUACACCUCAGAAAGAAGAGACUGCAGCAGCAGCAGCAGCAGCAACAGCAGCAGCAACAGCAGCAGCAGCAGCAGAAGAGGAAGAAGAGGAAGCAGAAGAAGCAGCAGCGCCUCCCGUUUCUCCCAAUUUCGAAUGGAAUCCUCCGUUGCCUUCUUCGAAAUUAAUUCUGGUGGAGCAAAUUGCAGAAAACUUUAAUUUGAAAAAAAAUGAAAAACCCCUCGACCUCGCGGCCUUUCAGACUGCGGUUUGUCUGCGUGAGUUUCUGGAGGAAGCUUACAGCAACUGGGACUUGCUGCUGCAGCAGAGCUGCAGCAGCAGCAACCAGCUGUUUCCCUCCUAUUACCUAGUCAACAAGCAGCAGCAGCAGCAGCAGCAGCAGCAGCAGCAGCGAAAUCGUGUGCCUCUUGCUGCUCAAUCUGCUUUUGUGGUUUAUCCCCUUUUGGCUUCUUUAUACAAAAUGUUCGGGGAGCUGUCAGCAGCAGCACAGCUGGCAGUUGCUGCUGUUGCUGCUUUUUUAAAUGGAAAAGAAUUGCUGCUGAUUCCUGCUGCUAUCAUUCCCAUGGAGGUGUACGUACAGCUGGCUGCCCCACACUUGCCGGAGCUGCAGCAGGAGGCGCCAGACAGCAGCAGCAGCAGCAGCAGCAGCAGCAGCAGGGAGCGGCAGCGGCUGGCCACUUUGCUGCGAGGGUUUGCGCUGAGGGUUUUGGACUCCGGGCUGCCGGGAUUUAGGCUUCCCACGCCGGACUUCAACUCUGCGCUGCGGCUGACGCAGCAGGCGAGGGAAAUGUCUCGGCGGAUAAAUCUGUUUAUGGAAAAAGAAGGACAACAAAUGGCAGAAGUACACUCGCGAAUUCGAGAGAAAGAGCAGCAGCAAAGGGAGGCACUUGCUGCAGCAGCAAAGCCCCAGCUGCUUCCCUCCCCAGCAGCAGCAGCAGCUGCAGCAGCAACAGAAGCUGCUGCUGCUGCUGCCGGUGAGGAGGCUGUUGCUGCAGCAGAGGCGGAAGAGGAAGAGGAAGAAGAAGAAGAAAUAAAAAUUGAAGAAGAGACAAAAGAGGAAAAAGAAAAAGAAAUUAAAAAGGAGCUUUUAAAAGAAAUAAAAGAAGAACCUGCUAAAGAGACAAAAGGGGUAUUAUUUCAGCUGCUGCCAAAGGAGACGAAGCUGUCUCUUGGGGGAGCAGCAGCAGCAGCAGCAGCAGCAGCAGCAUUCAAGCGCGCUGCAAGAAAAGCCAAAGAAAAGAAGACAGCUGCAGAAAAGCAAAAAGAGGAAUUAAAAGAAAUAAAAGAAAAAGAAUUGAAAGAAGAAAAAGAAAUAACAGAAAAAGAAAAAGAAAUAAAAGAAAUUAAAGAAGCUGAGAGAGAAGAAGCAGAAGAAGAAGAAGAGAUAAAAGAAGAAGAAGUAAAAAAGGAAAAAGAAAAAGAAAUAAAAGAAGAAAAAGAAAUAAAUGAAUUAAAAGAAAAAGAAAUAAAUAAAGAAAAAGAAAAAGAAAUAAAUAAAGAAGUGGAAGAAGCUGAGAAAGAAGAAGCAGAAGAAGAAAAUGAAAUGGAAGAACUCGAAAAUGAAAGAGAAGAAAAAGAAUUAAAAAAAGAAUUAAAAGAAGAAAAUAAAAUAAAUGAAGAAAAAGAAUCAAAACCAGAACAAGAAACUGGCGAAGAAACGGGAAAAGGCAGCAGCAAAACUGCCGCUGCUGCUGCUGCUGCAGCUGCUGAAGACACACUCGCGGAUGAACUCGAAGAGCAGGAAGAGGAAGCAGCAAACAUAACAAAGGAGGAGGGUCCAGAGGAAACACCAAAGCAACUCUGCGAUGGCUGGAAGCCCCCCACCCCGGAUGCCGUGAAUACAAGGGUUGAGCUGCUGCACGAGAACCUGAGGCGGCUGGAGCGCGAGUUCAAUGCGCUGCCCAGCAGCAGCAGCAGCAGCAGCAGCAGCAGCAGCAGCAAGAGGGCCUUCAUUGAAAAGGCAGCAGCAGCAGCAAAAGAAACAGAAAUUAGAAUUAGAGGAGCUGCUUGGGGAGACUCUUUUGAUCUUCUCCUCAGCAGCCUUCCCGGAGACUCCGAAUUUAAAAGAGAACUCAAAAACCAACUGCUGGAGAUGAACAAGAUCGAGGCGGAGCUUUUGCGGCUUUCUGAGGUGUACGUACAGUCGCAGGGGGACUUUGGGAAAAGACGAAAAGAGGAAAAAGAAAAUAAAAAGAAAAAGAAAAAGAAAGAAAAAGAAAAAGAAAACAAAGAAGCAAAAGGUCAAAAAGAAGAGAAAGAAAUGGAGGAUAAAAGCCCGCAGCAGCAGCAGCAGCAGCAGCGGCGCAAAGACAAAGCAGCAGCAGCAGCAGCAGCAGCAGCAGCAGCAGCAGCAGCAGCAGCGCUGCAGCAACUCGCCAAAGCAGCUUUUCUGGGUCUCAAAAGAAUCAAAAGCUUCAUUAGCUGCUGCAACAAAAACAAAGACAGCAGCAGCAGCAGCAGAAAGGGCUGGGGUUUAGAAAAAGAACAAAUCGGAAAAGAAUUUAAUCCAAACCUCGCUAAAAAAGCGCUCAAAAUCCUCCGAAAAGCUGAGGGACGCAAAAAGGCUGAAAACAGGAAGCGGCUCUUAGAUAAAUUAAGGGGUUUAGAAUUCACGAUGUACUUCGAUGUUCAGGAAUGUGUUACUGGCAACGUCAAAACUUUCCAAGAUUUUUUCAAGGCUUCUUCUUGUUUGUUUCACCGGCAGUUUUUGGCACUGCGGCUUAAAGACAGAGAAGAGGCUUUGUCUCUUUCUCUAAACCCUAAUGUUUCUUUCCAAAACCCUAAAACCCUAAACCCUAAACCCUCGCUCGUUGAAAUUCGAAAACACCAAGAAUCCAAACCCCUGCAGAUGGACGAGUUGGUCGAGUUUGCCUUGAGACGAAGAGUGUCUCUGGACGAAGUGGCGGCGUACUUGGAAGUGAUAAAGGGUUUAGACUUGUCUGCUGCUGUUGCUGCUGCUGCUGCUGCUGCUCCUGCUGACCGGGAGCAGCAGCUAGCGGAGCUGGCGCGGGAGUUUGCUGAAUUGGAGCAGCAGCAAGCAGCAGUAAAAGAGGAAAAAAAGGAGAAAAAAGAAGAAAAGAAGAAAGAAAAAAGAAAAGAAUCAAAAGAGGAGAAAAAAAGAGAAAAAGAAAUGCAAAAAUCAAAAAAAGAAAUUCCAGAAAUGCCACAAAACCGCCAGUUGCAGCUUUUUGCUGUACGUACACUCCAAGCUGCAGCGCUGCCACCCCACCAAAUGGCCUGGGCUCUUUACGCGGGCAUACGAGAGUCGCUAGUCCGCGCAGUAUCUGCUGCUGCUGCUGCUCCUGCUGCUGCUGCUGCCUCGGGUAGUGCUGCUGCUGCUGCUGCUGCUGCUCUGGCGGCUCGUGCUGCUGCUCUUUGCCUGUCUCCUGCGAUGCUGCUGAAGCUACAGCAAGCAGCAGCAGCAGAUCCUUUUUUUAAAAACAAAAAAGAGGAAACGGCAGCAGCAAUGGAACAGGCAAUGAAAGAAGCUGCGGCGUCCCUAGUGCUGCGGGACCUGUCGGAUAUUGCUGCUGCUUGUCUUGCUGCUGAGCGGCAGCAGUUUGUUGCUGCUGCUGCUGUGCUGCUGCUGCUGCGGCUGCUGCUGCCAGGAGAGACACAAAAGGAGAAAACAACAGCAGCAAAAAGAGAAAAACAGAAUAUCAUUUUAAAUCUUUUUGGAAGCAAAACCCCUUUGCUGCAGUGGCUGCUGGGGGGCCCCGGGGCCUUUGCAGUGCAUCGCUACGGGGGCCCCUCGCUGCAGCAGCAGCUGCAGCACCACCUGCAGCAGCUGCAGCAGCAGCUGCAGCAGCUGCAGCAGCAGCAGCAGGAAGGCGCAGCAGCGGCGGGGAAGAAGACACGCAAGGGACGGGGAAAAGAGACAAAGGAAAUAAAAGAAAUAAAAAAAGAAAUUGAAAUUGCAAAAGCUCUUUUGAAAAAUCCGGAAAAUAUUUCUUUUGAACUUGAGAAACAUUUUGCUGCUGAGGAGUUCUACAGUCUGUACACCCGAGAUGACGCAGCAGUGCGAGCAGCAGCAGCAGCAGCAGCAGCAGCAGGCGCCGAUGCAGCAGCAGCAGCAGCAACAAAAGACGCUCUAGAGCGAGCAGCAGCGCAUGCAGAGACUUUCAGGGCCUGCAGCAAAAAGGGGCAGCAGCUGCUGCUGUUGCUGCAGCAGUGGCUCGGAGAUGCAGCAGCAGCAGCAGAUUUGCUGCUGCUGGAAGCAGAAAAAGAUAAAAAAAUCAACAAAGACACGAAACAGCUAAUCUGGAGAAUCGUCAAAGACGAAAAGGAGAAGGCGGCGGAGCAGCAGCACAAGGACUACUUCGAAACCCUGGUAGACGUUGCCAUCGAGAAAGUGUAUCCAUUCGAUGUAGAAAAAGCCACAACCGCACUGGAGCAGCUUAUGAAGAGAGCCCGAUUGGGGGUUUCGAAGGAAGGCAAGUGGCACCUCAAAACCCUGAAGAUGAUGCCCGAAACCCUAAACCCUAAACCCUGGAGAGAAGCGGCGCUGCAAACCCCCGGAGUGAAGGCGGAAAAGAAAAUAAAAAAGUACCGUUCUGUGGCAGUUGCUGACUGA
Messenger RNA from Eimeria tenella, 5490 nucleotides. RefSeq lists its product as uncharacterized. The coding region runs from base 1 to 5490 and encodes 1829 amino acids. The transcript has 20 exons. NCBI's taxonomy places the organism in Eukaryota, Apicomplexa, Conoidasida, Eucoccidiorida, Eimeriidae. The record is from RefSeq and is a predicted model, not a curated record.